Messenger RNA from Hipposideros armiger (great roundleaf bat), 1001 nucleotides. RefSeq names its product dynactin-associated protein-like. Gene Ontology annotation, biological process: activation of protein kinase B activity. Gene Ontology annotation, cellular component: plasma membrane; Golgi apparatus. Lineage: Eukaryota; Metazoa; Chordata; Mammalia; Chiroptera; Hipposideridae. The record is from RefSeq and is a predicted model, not a curated record. The transcript is spliced from 3 exons. Bases 37 to 735 code for a protein of 232 amino acids.
UCUUGGAGAUAAGCUCGUAGAAUUGCCAGCUCAAAAAUGGAAACGAAGCAUGAAAAAUAUAUAGUGAGUGCUGAAUACUCUGAAAACAAUCCACCAAUCACGUGUUCACAUGACCAGGAGGCUCACAGCUCUGCCUGCUGGCAUCCACCUUCAAAUGACGUAACCAGUGAUGUCUCUUCCAACUUAGUUGGGGUCUUUGUGAGCCCAGGAGACCUUGCGCACUCAGGAUACGCACAGAGGACAUUAUCCCAUACACAGGUGAAAGGAAAUUGCUGCAGUACCUGGUCUCUGUGGAAAGUCUUUUUGGCUUGUCUCCUAGCCUGUGUGAUAACAACAGCAAUUGGAGUACUCAUAAUAUUCCUGCUGAAUGACAGAGGAAAUAACGACCCUUCCAUUGUCAUCAAGAUAAUCCCAAACAAUAGGGAGCCUGUAGCUAACAUUGAUGGAACAACCCCUUCUACUUCUCAACCUACAGUGACCAUCACAUCAACUGAACCUACAACUAGAGCCACUUUAACAGAAUCUACAACCAUUACAACAUCCACUGAACCUCCCAUCGCAACAUCCAGAACCAUCACUUCAACUAAAUCUACAGUCUCCACACCUUCAACUGAAUUUACAACCACAACAGCCAACUUCUCUACUUCAAGUAAAACCACAGCUGUUCCCACUUCAACAGGACCUACAACUGCUGCAACUUCAACCACAGAAAAUUCUGGUUCAACUUUACAUUAGCUGACAACCAAAACAAUUACCACUUCCACCAUCUUUGAAUUCACAACUAUAUUCCCUUCAACUGAAUCUGCACCCACUACCGCUUCCGUUCAACCUACAACUACUGGAAUUUCCACUUAACCUACAAUAACAAUGGCCAUCAGCCUUCUUUAACCAUCUGUAAUCUACAUCUACUCACCUGAAUCUGCAAAUGCCAUUAAUGCUUUAGCUAAUAGAAGUACCAUCAGUCAUCAAAAUGUUCUCUUCUAUGGCAAGUUGACCUUUAG